This is a messenger RNA of Lates calcarifer (barramundi perch), 1201 nucleotides long. RefSeq lists its product as uncharacterized. The coding region runs from base 187 to 1011 and encodes 274 amino acids. Gene Ontology annotation, biological process: biosynthetic process. The transcript has 8 exons. The record is from RefSeq and is a predicted model, not a curated record. Lineage: Eukaryota; Metazoa; Chordata; Actinopteri; Centropomidae.
UUAACCGGAAGCGCUUUAAGCCCGAACCUGGUCUCGUGUAAUCAAAGUCCGCGAGAAGAGUGAAAACCUGUCAUUUUCUGACUUUUAACCGGUCUGCUUCAGCGGCCUUCAAAUGCUGUAUUGUAACUAGCCUACCAGUUAACACGACUAACAACUGCACGGCGCUUCUCUCGGUUCAGAGUUUAAAUGAAAGCUGUAAUUCUCGCCGCUGGCUACGGAACCAGGCUACAGAGGGAUGUGGUCGCCGACAGCAGCGGGAAGUUCGCUCACCUGGUUGGCACUGCAAAACCGCUGCUGCCGGUGGGACACUGUGCUUUGAUAUCCCACUGGGUCCAUGCCCUGACCGCCUCUGGCGCUGUGGACUGCAUUUAUGUUGUUACCAACGCUCUAUACCAUGCUGCAUUUGAAGAGUGGGCUGCACAUUUCACAAAUGUCAAGAUUCUCAGCGAUCAGACAAGGAACAAUGAUGAGCGUCUUGGUGCUGUGGCCUGCCUGCAGCUGGCAGUGAAGCACUUUGAGAUAGACGACCAUGUUGUAGUCAUUGGGGGUGAUACCCUCUUCAAAGAAGAUUUUAGCCUCGGUAAUGUCUCAGAGAGGUUUUCUGACCUCCAAGCAAAGCAUGAGGACAGCUGUCUAGUGCUCUCAUACCAGUGCAAAGAUGAAGAAACCCACAAAUAUGGGAUACUGGAAGUAGACGGUGAUCUUUGUGUCCUCUGUAUGAAAGAAAAACCUCUUCCUUCUGAGACAAAGUCAAGGAGAGCAUGUCCUUGUUUCUAUAUGUUGUCAAAGAAAAGCCUUCCUCUGCUGGAUACCUUCCUUGAGGAAAAGAGGGAGGCUCCUAUUGAACAGAGGGAUGCCCCAGGAAACUUUGUGUCUUGGCUCAUUCCAAGGAAGCCUGUAUACGUUCAUCAAAUUUCUGGGCGUUUUGAUGUUGGAAACUUGCCUUCCUAUAUUGAAUGUGACCUUUACUUCAGAGAAAAACUUCAAGAUGUCAAGUCCUACAUGGUGUAGAGGAGACAGAAAUAGAUAUAAACACCAUGUUUAUUGUGGAGGGAAAAAAAACUCACCUGAAAAGUGAAAUCAUGACCAAGAAUCUGUAACAGUAAAUCAAGAACUGUGGCUGUAAAUAUUAAUUUUAUGACUAUUUUCUAUUACAUUUUUUUUCUGUAAAAUUCAUUACAACCAAUUAUUUCUCUACCCA